Messenger RNA from Cyanistes caeruleus (blue tit), 5924 nucleotides. RefSeq names its product EGFR pathway substrate 8, signaling adaptor (gene EPS8). Gene Ontology annotation, biological process: Rho protein signal transduction; regulation of Rho protein signal transduction; positive regulation of ruffle assembly. Gene Ontology annotation, cellular component: plasma membrane; ruffle membrane; vesicle. Lineage: Eukaryota; Metazoa; Chordata; Aves; Passeriformes; Paridae. Gene Ontology annotation, molecular function: actin binding. The record is from RefSeq and is a predicted model, not a curated record.
UCCUAAGCAAUUGUGCAGUGAGGCCCCACCUCUCCCAGCCUGAUCUGCAGGCUCGGGUUACUCUCCUGGCUCUCAGGAGCCCACAGUGAGCUUCUCGCCUGCCUGCUGCCCCUGCCUUCAGCCCCAGCCUGGCGGAAUAACCCCCUUUGGAGAGCUCACACCUUAUCUCAGGAAGAUCUGUUGGCAAACACCAGCUCGAGGAUGGAAUAGCACCACUCGAGAAGAGACUCAGCAACCAAACUCCUGCAAACAGUAGCUGAGCAAUAUCAUCCUGUCCACUUUUGUUGCAAAAUCGGGAAAAUCCGUGUCCUCCCUGCAGCAGCCGUCAGGGGCAGGACUCUGGCAGUGAUGGCUCUGACUUCACCUGCUUCUGCAAAUGAGUCACGGAGUGUUAUAAAAAGCAAGGACCUGCCAAGUCUCAUUUCUUGGAACUGAGUGGAAAUUUCAGCAAGCAGCUGCUCCUUCCUUAGUUUAUACUUUCCCUCCGCAGGUUUCUUGGAGAGGGCCUGGAAUCACAGGAACUUUGUAGCAUAAAGGACCUGUUGCUGCGUUUGGGUAACACAGUGGAAAGUUUGGUCCAGAUACGAUUCUGAUCUUCCUAAGGGAUCUUGGUGAAUCCUGCAAGGAGCCUCGGGAACGGGAUUAAACAGGUGUGUAAGUCUUUCUGGAAUGGCAAUUGAAUCCUAUCAAAAAUCGGGAGCAGAACCUCAAAAAUCAGCUUAGCUCUCCUAUACACCACCUGAAUAGAAGUUCUUUGAAUAUCAGGUUCUUUGAAUAUGUCUGACGCCGCCAAAAGAUUUAUGCUUUCUCCCUUUUUUUCUGGAGCAAUAAGGCACAUAAGGCAAAAACUUGUUUGAAAGAGAAAUCGGUGAAAACAGGUUGUGGUGGAGCCGCUCGGUUUUAGGAGGGGAAGCGGCUGAUUACAGCAAUCCCGAGUGAAGUGUAGCGUGAUGACUCCGGUACCUGCAGGUGUGCCAUAGGGACACACGUGUCAAUUGUCAGAGCGGUGCCACAUGGAAACAGCAUCAUCAGCUGGGACAUUUCAGCCGGCAUUUCAAGACUUUUGUUCUCGUAGACCAGUCGUUCCAAAAGGUGGUUUAGCUGCACCUACUUCUUCAGGGAAGGAUGUUGCUUUGGAGUCGUGUGAUUUGUCCUGUUGGGCAGCUGCCUUCUGAGUGCCUCUGGGGAGAUGCCAGCCAGCUGAAUUAAGCAAUAGCAGGGACAGCACCUACCCAGGCUGAAGUUUUAAGCCCAGGCACGUGGCAUUUGCACAGGUUGCUUCCCCCAGUGAGUGACGGUGAGAAUGAAUGGGCACAUCUCAAACACCCCUCCCGGUGGAUAUGGAAGUUACUUCCCUCAAAUGAAUGGCUAUGGCUCCCCAACGUUUGCUCAGGCAGAGAGGGAGCAGAAUUCAAGAACAAGUGCAAAAGCUCUCUAUGAACAAAGAAAGAAUUAUGCACGAGACAGUGUCAGCAGCAUAUCUGAAACGUCACAGUACCACGUAGAGCACUUGACCACCUUUGUUCUGGACCGAAAAGAGGCAAUGAUUACAGUGGAUGAUGGAAUCAGGAAGCUGAAAUUGUUGGAUGCCAAAGGCAAAGUGUGGACUCAAGACAUGAUUCUUCAAGUGGAUGACAAAGCUGUCAGUUUGGUGGACUUGGAAUCAAAGAAUGAACUGGAGAAUUUUCCUUUAAGCACAAUUCAGCAUUGCCAAGCUGUGAUGAAUGCAUGCAACUACAAUUCAAUUCUUGCAUUAAUAUGUAAAGAACCAACCCAAAACAAGCCUGAUUUGCAUCUUUUCCAGUGUGAUGAAAUUAAGGCUACCCUUAUUCAUGAAGAUAUUGAAAGUGCAAUCAGUGACAGCAAAAGUGGGAAACAAAAGAAGAGGCUGGAGACACUGAGGAUGAUCUCCAAAGCUGACAGUGCCAUCCCCCCGCCCCCACGGGCACCUGCCCCCGUGCCCCCGGGGACCAUCACGCAGGUGGACGUGCGGAGCCGUGUGGCGGCGUGGUCGGCGUGGGCCUCGGAGCAGGGGGAAUAUGAAAAGCACAGACAAUACCAUGAGCAGGAAGAAACAGCAGAGAUGAUAGCAGCCAGGAUCGACAGAGAUGUUCAAAUUCUGAACCAUAUUUUGGAUGACAUAGAGUAUUUUGUUACCAAACUGCAAAAAGCUGCUGAAGCAUUUGCUGAGCUUUCAAAGAGGAAGAAAACUAAAAAAAGUAAAAAGAAAGGACCUGGAGAGGGUGUUCUUACUCUCCGUGCAAAGCCACCACCUCCAGAUGAAUUUGUUGAUUGCUUCCAAAAAUUCAAGCAUGGCUUCAAUCUUCUGGCCAAGUUGAAGUUCCAUAUCCAAAAUCCUAGUGCAGCUGAUCUGGUUCAUUUUCUCUUUACCCCACUACAUAUGGUGGUGCAGACAACAGGAGGUCCAGAGCUUGCUAGCACAGUGCUCAGCCCCCUCCUGACAAAAGACACCAUCGACUUCCUGCGAUACACCAUCACCAGCGAGGAGGGACAGCUGUGGAUGUCCCUGGGUGAUUCAUGGACCAAAGCCAGAGCUGAAUGGCCAAAAGAGCAUUUUAUUCCCCCGUACGUCCCUCGUUUCCGAAAUGGCUGGGAGCCUCCUCUGCUGAACUUCACAGGAGCUCCAAAGGAGCAGGAACUCAACCAUUUGGCUGAGUCUGUGGCAAACGUGGCAGAGCAACAGCGCAAGCAAGAGAUGAAAAGAUUGUCAAGUGAGCCUCCCGGCGUUCCCGACUACCCCCCGGCGGAUGGGUAUGCAUUCAGUAACACGGUGUACAAGAGAGGGCCUCUGCUGGACCAGGGGGCAGCUGUGGCUGCCUUUAAGCAAACUGUUAGCCGACAUGUAGAUAGAAACUACGAAGCACACGGUAAAGCACAGAGCAAGAAAUACGCCAAAUGCAAGUACGAAUUUGUGGCAAGGAACAACAGUGAGCUUUCUGUCAUGAAAGAAGAGAUUGUGGAGAUUCUGGAUGACAGAAAGCAGUGGUGGAAGGUCCAGAACAAAAGUGGCAGCACGGGCUUUGUGCCAAACAACAUUUUGGACCCUCUGAGGAUCGCAGAAGGCGGUCAGGGAUGGCCAGAGCCUGCCUACACCCGCACCAUCCAGAAACAAAGGACGGACUACGUGGCGAAACAACCCGAGCCGGUUCCCGCUACGCCCUCGCCGCCCCCCACACCCGCCCCUGUGCCCGUGGCUGUCCCUGUGGCUGUCCCCAUGGCUGUCCCCAUGCCUCCCAACGCCCCAGCUCCCAUCCCAGUCCCCGUGCCCAAGGCGCCGGCCGCCGUCAGCCGCCAGAGCAGCACCUCCAGCGACAGCGGUGGCAGCGUGGCCCGCGACACCCAACGGCAGAAGCAGAUUCCUGUGGAUCGCAGGAAAUCUCAGAUGGAGGAGGUGCAGGAUGAACUUGUUCACAGGCUCACCAUCGGCCGGAGCGCUGCCCAGAGGAAAUUCCACGUGCCACGGCCAAACAUCCCAGUGGUGAACAUCACUUACGACUCCUCUCCUGAGGAUGUCAAAGCCUGGCUGCAGUCCAAAGGAUUCAACCCUGUGACUGUGAACAGCCUCGGAGUGCUGACAGGGGCUCAGCUCUUCUCCCUCAAUAAAGAGGAACUGAGGACUGUCUGCCCAGAAGGGUCGAGAGUCUACAGCCAAAUUACGGUACAGAAAUCUGCCUUGGAGGCUAACAGUGGUAGUUCAGAACUGCAAGAAAUUAUGAGAAGACGGCAAGAAAAAAUCAGUGCAGCUGCCACAGAUUCAGGUGUGGAGUCCUUUGAUGAAGGAAGCAGCCACUAAAUGUGUUUCCUCUUUUCUUUAAUUCCAUUGUCCAUAGCAUUAAACCAUCCAGCUUUGCUUUAGGAAGCAGUGAAAGGGGAAUGUCUUAUUGUAUUGUAAACAUAACUAGCCAACAUAAAGGAAAUUUCCAGUAGUCUCCACAGAAGUACCUGCUGCUGGCUCCUCAUCCUGAGAAAUGAAGAGAUGAGAAAGGCAGAGGAGAUUCCUGACAGGUGAAAAUAUCGGUACACGAUUCAUUUACACCCAGAGAUGAGUCUUGGCUUUAUGGAAUUAACAUGACAGAUAAAUUGGAGCACGUCUGUGUUGGUGAUUCAUCUGAGGGAAGCUGAGCCAGCAAUAAAAAAGCAUUUGAACCCUUCAGUAAUAAUAAGAUUCUGAAUCCCAUCUCUUGCUGUAGUGCACAAUUAUUUCUUUUUUGGCUCAGUCUUUCUUGUCAGGCAUUUGGCUGCAGGAUGUUUACGUAAGUUCUCAACUCCAGCAAAUGCAGAGGAAAUGUUUAGGGAAUGAACAGCAGCCCAACACAGACUGAAUCCUUCCUGCAUCACUCCCAAGAUGUUUUAUUACUAAUGAUGCUGUUUAUAGCAAAAUAAUAUUCUUGUACAUUGAUUUUAUCCGUAUUUCACCUGUGAUGAACUAUAAUAUUGCACAAGAAGGAGUAACUAGAAAAUAGUAACACAACCCAGCUCAAAGAGGAGAUGAGAUCUGCUGUAGCCAUGCAACAACUCACAGUAUUUUUUUUUUUUUUUUAAUAAUUGCAUUUUUUUGUCUGUAACCUAACCCAUCAAAAAGGACAGUGUAUAAUCUAGACUUCUCUGUGUGUUCAUCCCAGGUAUCAGUUUUUCCUCAUGCAAAAAGCCUUUGUAAUUUCCUUUAUAAAUGUAAUCUUGUGGAAAAAUGGAUUCCUGAAGGCAAAACGGGGGGAAAAAAGAAAAGAGAAACAUCCCUUCCAGAAAAAUGUUAUUUUUGGAGAUGCAAUGAUUUUUGUCAUAAAAUAUUCUGUUUCACAUGGUCAUGUGAUUUUAUAUAUAAUAUAUGUAUUAUAUAUAAUAUAUAAUAUCACUUAAUUUAGACAAAUUUAAUCACCUAGUUUGAUUUUCAUAGUGCCUUUUUCACAUGAAUCAGCUUAAAGUCUGCAAUAAACAGUAUUUCUUGUCUGUUAAAUUGUUGUAUCUUUGUGGCUACAAAGAGUAUUGAAAUAAGAAAGUAAUCUUGAUUUUUGCCAUUAGUUUGCUUUUCCUCUGCAUACAAGGGAAAAAAAAAAAAUCUAUUCAUUUUUCACAAAUGAAAAAUUAAACUCUUAAUAAAGGUAUUAGUGCCAUUUAUUGUAAAUGUCCUCGCAAAUACUACUUCUGUGUGGUUGGUGGUGUGUCCAUUUUUUACAUUUAAUAUAAAUUCUUGAUGCCUGUCUGAAUAAGCAUGGCCUUAUUCAGAAAUGGGUCAAGAAGUGAUAAAUCCCAUUACCUGCAAGUGCAGGAGGAGGAACCUUUGAAUCUCCCAUUUAAAACUCAAGAGUCCCUGGCUUUUCUCAUGGGAAGGAAAUGGGAAAUCUGAAUGGUGUUGAGGCAAAUAUUUCCCUUUUUUCCUGGAAUUUCCUUGGUUUAAAGCACUGCAGGGAGCUUCACCCUUAUGCUGCUGUGCAGUUUUUGAAUUUUCAUUUUGUUGAAUCAUGUAAGGAAUCAGAAGGAGAUCUCAUUUGGGGUUCCUCAAAUGAAAAUAAAAUGUUUUCUUCAAAAUAUUCCGUGGUUUAAACACAAACACUGUAAAAUGCAGUGUUUUGUUCAAAAUGUUUGCUCCAGGAUUUGAGCAGUGAGGCUUUAUUUUUUCAAUACUAAUAUUUCAGGAGGAUGUGAUAUGUCUUUGAGUAGGAAACAAAGCAGGUUUUUAAAUGCCAGAAUCAGUGCCUUAUUAGACACUUGAUAAGAGGAGGUAAUUUACUAUUUUGCUUCCAUCAGUUUUAUACAAACUUUAAUUGCUCCAAAACAUUGAACUGUAUAAAAAUUGGUGGCUUGUUGUUUGUUUGGGGUUUUUUUUCUUUUUUUUCCUUUUUGUUUUGGGAAAUAAGUGCAUAUAUCCAUGAUGUGUGCAGAAAUAAAUGGUUUCUGAAGCUGUU